Molecule: messenger RNA, 744 nt
Organism: Closterium sp. Naga37s-1
Lineage: Eukaryota; Viridiplantae; Streptophyta; Zygnematophyceae; Desmidiales; Closteriaceae
Source: the annotation of a GenBank genome assembly
AUGCGCGGAUCGAACGACCGCGUGGAGGUGUUCAAGCUGUCGGAGAACCUCUGGUUCGCCGGAACCGCGCAGCUGCCGCCGUUUGAAGACGUUGGAAACGGUGGGAACAGCGAAGGAGAUAACAGCGGCGGAGAUAGUAACGGCGGCGGAGAUAACAGCGGCGGAGAUAACAGCGGCGGAGAUAACAGCGGAAGCCACGGCAACAGCACCGGUUAUGACAACAGCGGAGGCGAUUCGAGCGCGGGGAUCGCGGACGGCCCGCGCGACUCCAUGGAGACGCGCAAGGAGGAGCUGCUUGCGCGGCUCCGCGGCGGCGGAAUGGAAGCCGCAAACGCCGGCGGCGAUCAGGGGAGCCCCGCGUCUGCGCCCGCCGCAGCCCCUGCGAGCGCGCCGGCUCCCGCUGUGGAUCCGCUGGAGCAACAGAUGGAGGAGCGAUUGGCGGAGGUGGGGGAAUUCUCGGCGCGCACGACAGAGCUGAAACAAGUGGUGAAGCGGAAACCGGCGGUUGGGUUUCCCGAGGUCCGUGCUUUUCCUCCUGACGUCGCUCCGUGUGUGGGCAACGGAAACAUCCUUCACACUGUCAACGUUGCGAUGGUUGUGUAUGACAAGCAAGGGAAGCAGCUCACUCACUUGCAUCUCCCUCCCUAUUCUCACUCGAUUCCUUUUGACUGCUUUCUCCUCCCCCACCCAUUCCCCUUACCCCCCCACCCUAUGCGCCCCCAUGGCAGCAAUGGUUGUGUAUGA